Molecule: messenger RNA, 1221 nt
Organism: Leguminivora glycinivorella
Lineage: Eukaryota; Metazoa; Arthropoda; Insecta; Lepidoptera; Tortricidae
Product: E3 ubiquitin-protein ligase RNF113A-like
Biological process (GO): snoRNA splicing
Cellular component (GO): U2-type spliceosomal complex
Molecular function (GO): metal ion binding
Source: RefSeq, a predicted model, not a curated record
AAUUAGCGCAAACACAGUAGUGUCAAGAGAUAUAAUUAAUUGUAAAAUUGUAAUAAAGAAUAGUUAUUGUGUAUCAGAAUCUGGUUUGUUGCGAAUAACAAGUUUUAAAUUCAUACCCAGUGACGCUAAAAAAUCAUAUAAUAAUAAUAAUUUCAAUAGGUACUUCACAUUGAGAUGUCCGAUGCAGAGGAUGAGGUUCCUUCCACCUUUAAGAAGAGAACCAUUAAGAAUAGAGGAGGUCGAAAACGCAAAAACUCCAGCUCAGAAGAAAAGAACAGUUCAGAUUCCGAUGAGCAGACAGUUGUUUUGCCAACUAAGAGGCCUCUGAAGGCCAACCCUAACAUACAGUCUACAGGCACAAAGAGACAAAGGCCCGAGAUUCAUGUUGAUAGCAGUGAUGAUGACGGCAAACCCAAGCAGAACCUGACACUAUCGGUUCAGCAGCAGAGAGAAAACGCUACUGCCACGUAUGAGCUAGAUACAGAACGCGACCGGGACGCGCAGGCCAUCUUUGAGAAGGCACAGAAGAUCAAUGAGGAGUUACAGGGGCAGGCUGAUGAUAAGGUGUACCGAGGAUUGAACAACUACGCUCAAUACUACAAAAAGAGGGAUACAGCGGCAGGCAACGCUAGCUCUGGCCUAGUGCGAAAAGGCCCCAUCAGAGCACCCGCUAAUCUUAGAGCCACUGUCAGAUGGGACUACCAACCUGAUAUUUGUAAAGAUUACAAGGAGACUGGAUUCUGUGGUUUCGGAGACUCCUGCAAAUUUUUACACGACCGCUCGGACUACAAGCACGGCUGGCAGCUAGAAAGGGAAGAGGUGGCCCCCGAGGGGGGCGGGGGAGACUCCGAUUAUGAGAUACAUAGUGACGACGAGUUACCGUUCAGAUGUUUCAUAUGCCGAGGCAGUUUCACAGACCCUGUGAUCACAAAAUGUAAACACUACUUCUGUGAGAAAUGCGCCUUAGAGAACUACAAGAAAUCAACCCGAUGCUUCAUUUGCAACACACAGACCAACGGAGUGUUUAAUCCGGCAAAGGAACUGGAGGCCAAAUUGAAACAGCGACAAGAUGAUGAUGAUGAUGACGACGAUGACGAUUGAUAAUAAAUUAUUUUAAAUUAGUGGCAUUUUUAUAUCAUUACAUUCUGAAUUCUAUUUUAGAAAUUAACGUGCUUUAGGGACCGAUCCACACAAUCCAUACUAAUAUAUUGGGAAUACAUA